UGACGCGUCUGAAUGAAAGAGAAAGUGAAAGUCUUAAAUCGCUUAUUCACUCUCAACUCGACGCACUUUUCAACACAUUCGCCCUGCAGGACCGUGAAUUUGACGGAUUGAGCUGCUAAAGUCACUAAAGUGUGUUUAUAAGCAUGUCUCGGGGUUCAAACGCGGGAUUUGAUCGACAUAUCACUAUAUUCUCACCUGAGGGCCGAUUGUAUCAAGUCGAAUAUGCCUUCAAAGCCAUCACCCAGAGCGGCCUGACCACGGUGGGCAUCAGAGGGACGGACUGUGCUGUGGUCGUCACACAGAAGAAAGUUGCGGACUCGCUCCUGGAUGCGUCGACGAUGACAAACAUGUUCCGUCUCACUCCACGGAUUGGAUGCGUCAUGACUGGACAUUACGCUGACAGCCGUUCUCAGGUUCAUCGCGCUCGUGUGGAGGCCGGCGAGUGGAAAUAUAAGUUCGGUUACGACAUCACGGCGGACAUGUUGUGCAGGCGCAUGGCGGACCUCUCUCAGGUCUACACACAGAACGCGGAGAUGAGGCCGCUCGGCUGCUGCAUGAUGCUGAUCGCCAUGGACCCGCUGAUGGGACCCGUGCUCUACAAAUGCGACCCGGCCGGCUAUUACUGCGGGUUCAGGGCCACGAGCGUCGGGGCCAAACACACGGAGGCCAACAGCUUCCUGGAGAAGAAGCUGAAGAAACAGCCCGAGCUGACGGCCGACAGGACCAUAGAGGUGUGUGGCACGCUUACAUAG
Molecule: messenger RNA, 752 nt
Organism: Pimephales promelas (fathead minnow)
Lineage: Eukaryota; Metazoa; Chordata; Actinopteri; Cypriniformes; Leuciscidae
Source: RefSeq, a predicted model, not a curated record